Messenger RNA from Gymnodraco acuticeps, 2067 nucleotides. Its product is annotated as rho guanine nucleotide exchange factor 7. The coding region runs from base 860 to 1747 and encodes 295 amino acids. Lineage: Eukaryota; Metazoa; Chordata; Actinopteri; Perciformes; Bathydraconidae. The transcript is spliced from 11 exons. The record is from RefSeq and is a predicted model, not a curated record.
AACUCUAACCAGUGAGAUCAACACAGACUCCACCGUUUUUGUUUUGACUGCAGCGCUUCACCUCUCUGUUUCAUCAUAACUCAUAAUUAUAUUUAGCACUGCAUGUAAACACAGGCAGGACCGGUCCCAUCUUUCCCAACAGGCUUGCUACAUCCACAUGCUGAGGCUGGAAGCUUUAGAUGACAUUACAACUCGUUUUUAUUUGUAAUGAAAGAGUCAGCAGGUUGAAAAAAGGGAGGAAGCUGCUCAGUCCUCAGACAGACAGGAAGGAAGGAACAGCUACUACGCUGCAACGCAACAAAACACACUUGAAUUCCUCUUCAAAAGCUCAGACACCUUUUGGUUCUCUAUGGACACAUGAACCACAUGCUGGCAAAAAGGGGGAACUAGAGCUUAGCAGCACCCCCCCCCCCCUCAUCACCAGCACUCAAUAUCCUCUUCGGAGUUCUGCUGUUAUCUCUUUUGGUUUGAGCGUGGCACACUCCCAGUGGGGCAGAUGGUGCUCAGUGUUCGGACUAGAAGCUGAGACAGGCCGUUAUGGGAUGCUGCGGUGUGACCCAGAGGAACACUGGGGUGGACGAGGUGGGCCCGGAUGAGAUCGAGCUCCUGGAACUCUCUGGGGACAACCUGGGGUUGUGGAGUCUGGGAGAGACCAGGCUGAAGCUGUCAGUGAGGAACAGCAGAGAGGAGCAGCAGCCCCCCCCCGCUAAAACUACCUCCACCCCCCCCACCACCGCGCUACCCCUCAACACGACACCUGGAGAAAGAGGUGGUGCUGUGGGGCCGGAGCAGAGAGGAGCUGACCCACAGGAUCCACUCCUCCCAGCCAAUCAAGGAGUGGGAGGGCCAGCCUGCACACAUGUAUGGAGAGAUCAUCCACUCCUCCCUGGUGUCUCUCUACAACAGCUACACCCAGGAAACCAGUGAACACUUCCUGGUGCUGUUCUCUUUCCACCUGCUGAUCCUCUCCCUGGAUCACUCUCGAGAAGACUUCAUCUAUGAGGGCAUCCUUCCCCUUUCUGGACUCUCCUUGGAGGCCGUCUCUCUGGACCAUGAUGCGUCACAUUCACCUCACAUGUUUGAGAUCAGUGGUCCAAUGGUGGACUCCAAGGUGUUCAUAUGUGCCAGUGCUGCAGAGCAACAGAAGUGGAUGCAACACAUAGAAGACAGGAGACACAAGUCAAUGGCACAACCCAUGAGUCCCUCCCACUGCGCUCUCUCCUAUCUGCUACCCUGUGAUGAGCACUGGAAAAGAGAAGAACUGAAAAAGUACUUACUGCAAGCCCCCAUAUGGCAGUGGGAGGGCUCGUCCAUACAGCACAUGGGUCAGCCGGGAUACAUAUCUAUCGUUCACAUCAUCAACUCACAGAGACAGGGUCUCCAAGAAAGAUUGAUGGUUCUCUUCCCUCAAGACGUGCUGCUACUGUCAGUCGACAACAAGCGUCUGAAUAUAAGAUAUGAGGGCCGGUUGCCCCGACAGAGCAUCAGAGCGGUGGAGAGGUCAGCUCUGCCUGGGCGGCUUGAGUUUGAGCUGAUAGGAGAGCUGGUGGAGCCCCUGCAGGUCUCUUGUACCUGUUACGAGGAUUAUCGGAACUGGAUGUUUCAAUUACAACAGCCAGACAGAAACAGCCACGUUGCAGUGAGUCACGCUCCUCCUCCCAUCAUGCCCAAGCUGCAGAGGAGCAGGAAGGAGUCCCAGGAACCGAUGAUAACAGCGGACCAACAUGACAUCAACGGACGCAGCUGAGUUACCUGAAGGUGGAAAAUCUGAAAUAAUGUGUAGAUAAUGUGUACAUAUCACUUGUUUGAGUAAUGUUGAUACGAAAUGGAGACAAUAGAGGAGGAGGCUCUGAAAUAUGAUCACCGUUUGACAGUGUUCGCUUUGAUGUGGGGACAAACAGGAAGGUCAUGACCCAGUUCAACAGCGGUAGACAUGUUAGUGUGGAGAUUGUAAAAGUUUCUGAAGAAAAUAGUGUUGAGGAAAUUGUACAUACAGUAUUAAGCUUGGAUGUAAUUAAAAUCAAAUGCACAAGGUUUGAAUUUUUGACAAUAAAUUCUUUGAUUUAA